Messenger RNA from Guillardia theta CCMP2712, 948 nucleotides. RefSeq lists its product as hypothetical. Lineage: Eukaryota; Cryptophyceae; Pyrenomonadales; Geminigeraceae. The record is from RefSeq and is a predicted model, not a curated record. Bases 1 to 948 code for a protein of 315 amino acids. The transcript is spliced from 6 exons.
AUGGCCGGGCCGGGCCGCGGUCACCGGUCUGAGGGCCGGCCGGCCGGGCCCGGGCCGGUGCCGCAGGGCGCGGCGGACUCGCCCGGAUACCACCGAUCAGUCACUGCCGGGGCCGAGGCCGUGGCAUUGGCCCUUGAACGGCCAGUGCGGGAGAGCCUCCCGGAGUACGGUCGCCGGGAGAGCCCGUUCCAGAGCUGGGCUCUUCCUCCUAGUCUGAAAGUUUGGCCGGAAUGGCCUCUGAUGGGGGUGACUCGCCGACCGAGCGACCCCGGGAAACUUUUGCGUUCAUGUCAACUGGGCUACGGAAGGAAAGGGAUCCAGCUCGUUGAAUCCUGUACAGCAAGAGGGCAGGGGAGUGAGGUGGAGCUUGCGGGCUACCUGCAAGUUAGCGGACAGCACGAGCCCCUGCUGGUAUGGAAGACAUGCAUGGAGCUGCCCUGGUCGCGAGCCGAUCUCCACACAUGCACUCAGACGUUGAGGCAGACGAGUGGCGAAGAGGCGGCGAACAUUGGAGCAGUCGACGAUGCAGGGGAAGAGCUGGAGACAUGCAGUCAACCAGACGUUGAGGUAGCUCGUCAGAGCUUCUGUGAGAGGUCUCCGUCGGCAAUCUCCAACCAUGGGUCGAGCAUCAUGCGCGUGGAGAUGAUUAGAGCUUACUGCUGCAUCGAGGCUGACAAGGGCGGCUCCGUCAACGAGCAGCGAGGACCGAAGUCUGAAGAGGAGGUCGUGUACAGCUCGAUGCUCAUCAACCCUGCUGGUGCUGAGAGAAAGUUGAACUUGGUGUCCCCAGUCUCAGAGAUAGUCUGUGGCCUGCAAGAAAUCAACUUUGUCCACAAGGAGAAGGAGUUUUUAACAAGAUUUUUUGAGAAAUCUGAUGACAAGGACGAAUGUUUCCCAUGCACCUCCAUGUACACCUACAUGUCUUGUUCCUGCGAGCAAGUUUGUUGA